Molecule: messenger RNA, 1380 nt
Organism: Diaporthe batatas
Lineage: Eukaryota; Fungi; Ascomycota; Sordariomycetes; Diaporthales; Diaporthaceae
Product: mitochondrial 37S ribosomal protein RSM24
Exons: 3
Coding region: 90-1223 (377 amino acids)
Biological process (GO): mitochondrial translation
Cellular component (GO): mitochondrial small ribosomal subunit
Molecular function (GO): structural constituent of ribosome
Source: RefSeq, a predicted model, not a curated record
CUAGUGCACCCUCAAAAGUUCUGGGUGCAUCGGAGCUCGACCUGGACCAGCCCACCGCGGCACCAUUGAUCACCAUCAACCCAAUCGCCAUGGCUUCAGCAGCCCGAUCGCUGCGGCUGGCAUGUCGCAGCUGCAGGAGCCAAAGGCCCGCUCGUACCAUUGGACCAAAGGUCUUUGUUGCGUGGAAGUCGGUGGGCGGAGGCGCCAUCAAGGAGAUCAAGGAAAGCAGCACCGAUGGCCAGAAGCCUACGCCUUUCGACCACUGGGGCCAGCAAGACAUAGACGUGGACCGGAAGUACCGAAACAUGAAGCCGAGCGACAUCGCAAAAGACCUCCUCAGCGACGAGGAGCGCAACAUGCUUGCCGAGCUCACCUCCGACCUGGCUGAAAUCGACGACACCGAUUUGCGCAAGGAGCAAGACGCCGUACGAGACGCGGCGAGACCCCUGAGGAGUACCACGGUCAAGCCCAGGAAAGAUUCGUUCUGGGAUGAGGACGAGGAUGAUAAAGACCUUAUAACCAACGACGACAGUGACGAGUUCGAUGAGAACGACAUGACAGACGUCGCCCAUGCAAAGUUGGAGGAGCACAGGGAGCAAAGGGCGUAUGCCCGCCUGGCGAUAUGGGAGAUGCCCUUGUUGUCCCAGUUCGCCAAAUCAUUCGAGCUGCCGACCAAAGAUCAGCCGCUGCGAUUCCGUUACACAUCAUAUAUGGGUGAAUACCACCCUGCAGAGAAGAAAGUGGUCGUCGAGUUCAGCCCCGAGGACUUUGGACUCACUGAAGUCCAGAAGAUGAAGUUGAGGAAGCUGGCCGGUCCGCGGUAUAACCCGGAAAAGGAGACGAUCAAGAUGAGCUGCGAGUCGUUUGAGCAUCAGGCUCAGAACAAGCGCUACUUGGCAGAGCUGGUCGAGAAGCUGCUCACAGAAGCAAAGGACCCGACAGACACAUUUGCCGAUAUUCCCCUCGAUCUGAGACAUCACACGUUCAAGGUCAAGCCGAAAUUCCCCAAGGAAUGGCGACUAUCAGAAGAGAGGGUUGAGGAAUUAGCGCAACAGCGUCGACAGGCGGCACUCGCGGACAAGGUAAAGCAGGAAGAUGGGACACUGGUGGACGGCGUCCAAACGAUUCAGCAAGCCCUUGCCUCGCGGAAAGCGAAAGUCGAGGUCCCCGAACUGGUGGGCGCACAGCGCAAAGCACCAGUGGGCAAACGAGUUCGCGUUUAGGUACCCGGAUUCAGCUCGCGCAAAGUCUGCAUGAGGUAUUGUGGGUACCCAAACAUGACAGGCUCCACGCUAAACUAAAGUCAAGCCAUCGAGUUUUGACCUUGUACAAAGCUGUAUAUACGAAGACUAUAUAGGCAUGCCGAACUGAACGAUCCCC